Caenorhabditis remanei is the source of this 1713-nucleotide messenger RNA. RefSeq lists its product as uncharacterized. Gene Ontology annotation, biological process: transmembrane transport; sodium ion transport. Gene Ontology annotation, molecular function: symporter activity. The record is from RefSeq and is a predicted model, not a curated record. Lineage: Eukaryota; Metazoa; Nematoda; Chromadorea; Rhabditida; Rhabditidae. The transcript has 14 exons. The coding region runs from base 1 to 1713 and encodes 570 amino acids. Gene Ontology annotation, cellular component: membrane.
AUGCUAUUCACCGACUACAUUCUUCUGUUCUCAUGCAUGAUAGGCAUAUCUUUGUACGGGUUGUACAAAAUUCGAAAGUCUCGAAAAAAGGAACAAACUGCCCGCGAGGCAAUGGUCGGAUCUGAUAUAUCGGUACCGAGCGCUACUCUAGCCAUGUGUUCCGGAUUUAUUUCCUCCAUCUCAGUGCUAGGAUUCCCAGCAGAGGUUUACUAUCAGGGAGGAAUGAUGCUAUGGUAUGCUCCGAUGUACUUCAUAUCGUUUCCACUCGUGGCUUACGUGUUCCUUCCUGUUUUGUACAAGUUGAAACUUACAACUAUCUAUGAGUAUUUCGAAAGAAGAUUCAAUUACAACUGCCGGUUUGUCACAACUCUUCUCUUUUGUGUGCAGAUGAUGUUAUACAACUCUGUUGCAUUAUAUGCUCCGUCUCUUGCUAUUGCUACAAUCACCAAAAUUCCCAUCACCAUUUCAAUUCUUAUUACUGCAAUUCUGUCAGCAGUUUACAUAAGUGUUGGAGGUGCAAAAGCGGGAAUCCAUACGUCCGCUAUCCAAAUGGCACUUAUAAUCUUCACAAUGGCGUUUAUCGUUUCCAUGUCUAUUCACCAAAUGGGUUGGAGAGACAUUCUCGAUAGUAUCACAACUGGCAAAAGAUUGAUUCUAAAUGACUUCCGGAUCAAUCCGACAAUUCGUCACUCAGUUUGGUCGUUAGUGAUUGGAGGAACAGGAAACAUACUGUCGUUGUUCGGAGCCAACCAACUGAGUGUGCAAAGAUGUUUGGCCAUGCCUUCACUAGAAAAGGCUCAAAAAGUUCUUUUGUGGACAAUUGGUUGCAACUCAGUGAUCUUAUUUUUGUACGUGUCGGUCGGUUUCUCAAUGUUCGCCUUCUACAAAGAUUGUCAUCCAACAAUAGGAAACGCCAAUGAAUUGUUGCCUCAAUUUGUGAUUGAUGUUAUUUCUACUACCCCCGGAUCAGUUGGACUUUUCGCUGCGGCAGUUUAUAGCGCUGGAAUCAGUACGCUGUCUGCGUCUUUCACUGCUGUAUCUUCAAUUCUGAUAAAUGACGUUUGGAAUGUGUUCAGAAAACACAAAAAACAAGCACCUCUGAAUAGUGCAGAUGUCCACAAAGCAAUGAGAAUUCUGCCAAUAUUCCUCUCUUUCAUUUCUAUAUUUGUAGCUAUGCUGUGUAGUAUGCUGCAAGGAAUCAUUUUGCAGGUGUCUUUCAUUGUCUUUGGUGCAGGUGGUGGACCAGUUCUUGGUUCUUUUGUGAUUGGCUUAUUCCUUCCUCGAGUCAAAGGAGUAGCUGCUUUUAUUGGUCUUCUUGCCUCAAUAGUUGCUUGUUUUUCUAUUUCAAUUGGAAGUGUACUAGUAAAGGUAAAACCAGUGCAACUAGAACUCGGUCAGUGUGGAAACUCAACGAUGUCAUUCUAUGACGACUCACACAUUGGAGAAGUUACUUCAACCCCACUAGCUUAUGGGUUUGACCGCAUUUUUGCCGUCUCCUAUCAGUACUACAGCGUUAUCGGUAUAGUAACAAAUGUUUUCGUCGCAUACAUCACGCAAUUGUUUAUUGAUGUGUGCUCACCGAUAAGAAAUCACUCUGAAAUUUGCCUUGAAUUGGUGUCACCCCUGUUUGCCUCUUCUGCUCCUCAUACCACUCAUCAUGACCCGGAACCGGAGCAGCAUAACUGCACGCAACAUGAGACUCUCCCUUGCUGA